Molecule: messenger RNA, 447 nt
Organism: Thlaspi arvense
Lineage: Eukaryota; Viridiplantae; Streptophyta; Magnoliopsida; Brassicales; Brassicaceae
Source: the annotation of a GenBank genome assembly
AUGGUAUACCGAGCAAUCACAAGUGCAUACUACAGAGGAGCUGUAGGGGCUUUACUUGUCUACGACGUGACAAGGCAAGCGACGUUUGAGAAUGCAGCGAGAUGGCUAAGGGAGCUAAGGGGACACACCGACCCAAACAUAGUGGUGAUGAUUAUAGGGAACAAGUGCGAUUUGCGCCACUUAGUGGCAGUCAAGACAGAGGAUGCUAAAGCCUUCGCCGAGAGAGAAUCUCUCUACUUCAUGGAGACAUCGGCUCUAGAUGCAACCAAUGUUGAAAACGCCUUCACUGAAGUGCUCACUCAGAUUCACAAGAUUGUGAGCAAAAGAAGCGUGGAUGGAUCCAACAGAGAAGCAGGAUCUUCGUCUGAUCUGCCAAAGAAAGGGGAGACGAUAAACGUCAAAGAAGACGGGUCGGUUCUUAAGAGAAUGGGUUGCUGCUCUAACUAG